This is a messenger RNA of Aspergillus ibericus CBS 121593, 1693 nucleotides long. RefSeq names its product class I SAM-dependent methyltransferase. Gene Ontology annotation, biological process: ergosterol biosynthetic process. The transcript has a single exon. Gene Ontology annotation, cellular component: endoplasmic reticulum. NCBI's taxonomy places the organism in Eukaryota, Fungi, Ascomycota, Eurotiomycetes, Eurotiales, Aspergillaceae. The record is from RefSeq and is a predicted model, not a curated record. Gene Ontology annotation, molecular function: sterol 24-C-methyltransferase activity. Bases 295 to 1458 code for a protein of 387 amino acids.
CAGGAAGGAGGAGUCAGAAAAAAAAAAAUUUCCCUUCGUUGCAGUGCUUAUAAAUUAAGCCUAGCCCCGCCUUUGAGCAAAAAAAAGAGGAAGAUAUCGCAUUGCGACUGGCGCAUGGCACUUUCUGAACCACGAAAUAACCGCCGUCUCUAGCCUUCCACUGUCUUGUCACCCUCCCCAAUCCCUCUCCCUCUUAAUCCUCGCUCCGUUGUCGCUGCUCUCAGCUGUCGCUAUUGCUGCUGUCGCUGCUGCUGUCAACUCCGCAACUUGACUCUUUAAACUUCUAGCUGGAGAAUGGAAACUCAAACCAACGUCUUGGCGUCGCGCCAGUCCGGGCGGAGCUCCGAGAGCAGCUCGCUGGACGCCGUUGAGAAGCAGAAGCUUGCCAACAAGGAGUUCCCUUCGACCCGUCCGGAUCUUCACAAUUCAGCGUCUCCCAAGCGAUGGAAGACCUUUUGGAAGGCGUUUCGCUAUCUGAACAAUCUGACGCCCAAGCAGGUCGAUGACUUCAUGGCAUCCUACGUCAUCUACAACCUGGACUGGUCGGAUGAGAAACAGAUGGUUGAGACGCUGGGACCGGACUAUCAGGCGAAGGUGGGCGACUGUCUCAAGGCAUACUAUGGGGUGCUCAACCACCUGUGCGCGCUGGGCGACGUCGAGAAGAUGUACAUCCCCCCGUUCAUGAGCAAAAAGGCGACCGUGCUGGAGAACCAGCUGCUGUACGAGGAGUCAAUUGCGCAGGACAUUGGCCUCACCGCCGGCGAUCACGUGUUGGAUCUCGGUUGCGGGCGCGGAAGAGUCGCCGCGCACAUGACGCAAUACUCCGGCGCGCAUGUCACGGGACUGAACAUCGAUCCCAACCAGAUCGCCCAGGCUCGCGCGUACAACGAGAAGCUCGGCUUCUCCAACAACAACUUUGUCGUCCAGGACUUCAACACCUUGCCCCUUCCCUUUGAAGACGCCAGUUUCGAUGCCUUCUACCAGAUCCAAGCCCUCAGUCUGUGCAAGGAUCUCCCGGCCCUCUUCCGCGAAAUCUACCGCGUCGUCAAGCCCGGUGCCAAGAUCUCCCUCCUCGAUUGGGCUAGCCUGCCCGACUACGAUCCGAGCAACCCCGAGCAUGCCGAACUCAUGCGUCGCGUCAAGCCUCUCAUCGGCGCCGUGGGCACUCCCACCCCCGAGAGCCUCGAGAAGGCCCUGACCGAGGCGGGAUUUACCGUCGUUCGAUCGGAUAACGCCAGUGUCGGAGGCCUGCAGGCGCCGCUGAUCGACAAGGUCGACUUUUACUUCCGCUCCAUGCGCCAGGUCAUUCUGGGGCUCGUUAAGACCCACGUGUUGCCCCGCCACUUUAAGACCCUGAUCAACCGCUUGUGUCUCGAUGGCGAGGCCUUUAUCAAGAUGGACACCAUGCGACUGGUGACGACGAGUUACCGCAUCAUCGCUCAGAAGCCCCUUCAAUAAAUAUGUGCUGGAGGACAGGGCUGGGAUUGGUCAUUGGUUCGAUAACGAGGAUUGCCUCGCGAACGGGUGUGCGCAGCGGAACUACUACUGCGCGACAUCACCUCGUGGCUAUGGCGGAGGCAAGGCUACGACUACCGGUUGGAUGAGUUCGGCCCGUACGACAAUCGCGACUGGACAUCAUAGAUAUAAUGGUUUGCCUCCACGGUAUUGCCCAUCGUGGGCAUGUCACUCUACU